Molecule: messenger RNA, 1983 nt
Organism: Girardinichthys multiradiatus
Lineage: Eukaryota; Metazoa; Chordata; Actinopteri; Cyprinodontiformes; Goodeidae
Product: histone-binding protein N1/N2-like
Exons: 13
Coding region: 161-1669 (502 amino acids)
Biological process (GO): CENP-A containing chromatin assembly; DNA replication-dependent chromatin assembly
Cellular component (GO): nucleoplasm
Molecular function (GO): histone binding
Source: RefSeq, a predicted model, not a curated record
AUGUGUCUGUACCUUUAAGAAUUCUCCCGCCCAUGUCUGUGAACCCGGAAGGAGCAGGGCCUUUUCGCGCUAAAUUGAAACAACAGCGCAGUCCACGCGAGGAACGAGUCUCAUCUUAAAGACCUCUCACAGCCGGCGUCAGUCUCAAACAAGUGAAGCCAUGAUGGAGGAGACCAACAAGCUCAUCGGCACUGGCAAGAAGUACCUGGUGACGGGGAAGGUGGUGGAGGCAGUUAGCAUCCUGCAGGAGGCCUGCGGCAUGCUAGCUAAGACGUAUGGAGACACGGCAGAUGAAUGUGGGGAGGCGUUCUACUGGUGUGGUAAAGCACUGCUGGAUUUGGCACGGAUGGAGAACAGUGUCCUGGGGAACGCUCUAGAAGGAGUGCCAGAGGAGGAGGAGGGAGACGAAGAAAAACCCAAAGACUCCAACAUUGAGAGCACAGAGAACCUCGAUGAAAAGACCAGAGACGAGCUGAGGGUUCAGGUGUAUGACGCCAUGGCGGAGAAGAAAACUGAAGACUCACAGAAGGAUGAUUGGAAGCAGAGCGAGGCGACAGAGGAGAGCAAGACUGAAGGGUCUGAGGCUACUGGUGAUCAACAGAAACCAGAGCAGGUAGAGGAGAACGAGAAAGACAGGGAGUCUGAAACUGAAAAGAACGAAGACGAAACAAAGACUGAAGAGGAGCCACCUGUUGAGAAAAAGGAGGAAUCUGCUGAAAAAAAAGAACCGACUGCUGAUCAGAAAGAAUCUGCAGACAAGCCAGAAGAAGCAGGAGAUGAUGAAGCAGAUGAGGAAGACGAGGGUGAUGAAGAAAUGGAGGCUGAAGCAGAAGAGCAGGCUGAAGGGGAGGCCACUGCUGACAAGGACAGUGAGGAUGAGGAGGUGGGGAACCUGCAGCUGGCCUGGGAGAUGUUGGAAGUUGCUAAAGUGAUCUACAAAAGGAAAGAGACGAAGGAGGACCAGCUGAUGGCAGCCCAGACGCACCUGAAGCUGGGAGAGGUUUCUGCUGAGUCAGGAAACUACACACAAGCACUGGAGGAUUUCCAGGAGUGUCUGAAACUCCAGCUGAAACACCUGGACUCAGACAGCCGUCUGCUUGCUGAGACCCACUACCAGCUGGGCGUGACCUACAGCCUGAACUUUCAGUACGCCGAGGCCAUCGAGGCUCUGAAUCACUCCACCGCUGUCAUCAAGAGCAGGCUGGAGAAACUGCAGGAGAUGAUUGACAAAGCUGAGGGCCCAGAAGCUCUGCCAGAUGAGAGGAAGGAGCUGGAGGAGCUGAAGGCUCUGCUUCCAGAGAUCCUGGAGAAGGUGGAGGACGCCACUGAAGGAAUGAAGACCAACGCUGAGACUGCUCAGGAUGGAGCCUCCAGUUCUUCUGCAUUGCCUGGUUCUGCUGUAAACAAAGCUGACUCUUCAUCCAGUGCAGCAUUCAAAAGCACCAACAGUACCAGUGAACAGGCCUCCACAGUUCCAGUGUCUGAUAUCUCCCAUCUGGUCAGAAAAAAGAGGAAACCAGAGGAAAGUCCAGUAAAGGAAGCUGAUGUGAAGAGGGUGAAGCAGGAUGACAGUCAUGUUGACGACGUGCAGGAGCCCAACACCAAAGGGAUUCAUAAAGCUAACGGAGAUUCAGUUGAACAAGCUGAAAGCAUGGAGGUGGCAAAGUAAAGUCUUCAGAUUCCAGCACAAGACGUGUCUUUAAGCUUCAUUCCACUUUCACUGAGGCUCAGUGUCUAGAGUAGUAAGUUCACCCAUUUCAGAGGAUACCAUUUCCAAAACAGACAGUUCACAACUACAGUGUUCAGGGUUGGCUGCAUGAAGACCAUGUCAGCAGGUCCUGGAGCCUCCUCGCUUGUGGUGUUCUAGUCAGUGAAGCUGAACUGGUUCAUAGUUUCUUGGACAGCUCACACCCUGUUGCUGCUGUUGUAAAUAUCUUUUCUAAACCUUUUCGUAACCUUGUAAAAUAAAGACUGUUGGAUGAA